Molecule: messenger RNA, 1643 nt
Organism: Arachis duranensis
Lineage: Eukaryota; Viridiplantae; Streptophyta; Magnoliopsida; Fabales; Fabaceae
Product: probable xyloglucan galactosyltransferase GT14
Exons: 1
Coding region: 113-1561 (482 amino acids)
Molecular function (GO): glycosyltransferase activity
Source: RefSeq, a predicted model, not a curated record
UGAGAUUGCAUUUUUCCCACACUCGACAACCUUGCCUACACGUUUCUCUCUCAGUUUACCACUUUAACUACUUAAAGAGACCCUCUUCUCCUCCUCCUUUUGUGAUGAUCAAAUGGAAAAGCCAUCAAUAAUGAUCUCAAGAACCUGCUGCUACGAUCACCAACUCGGCUUUCUAACCCUCAUCUCUCUCCUCUUAUGUACCAUAAUUGUAACACACUUCAAUCAUUCUCCUUCACUUGAACUAGUAUUCAACAACAAUGGAGAACAAGUAGAUCCAUGCCAUGGCAGGUACGUUUACGUUCACGACCUUCCCCCUCGCUUCAACCGCUACUUGAUUGACCACUGCGAUUCUCUAACCAGAGGAACCGAUAAGCCCAACAUGUGUCCGUACAUGGAAAACAUGGGCUUCGGCCCAAAACUCAAUUCUUCCAGUUCCAAAUCGCCAGAGCUUUUCACGAACAGCAAUUGGUAUGAAACAAACCAAUUCUCCUUAGAGCUCAUCUUUCAUCACAAGAUAAAAAAUUACAAGUGUUUGACGAAUGACUCGUCGGUAGCUUCGGCGAUUUUCGUUCCGUUCUACGCCGGCCUCGACGUCAGUAGAUUCCUUUGGGUGUCUAAUCUGACGGUCAGGGAUGCUUCUGGAAGAGACCUUGCUCGCUGGCUUUCGUGUCAAAAGGAGUGGAAAAGAAUGUGGGGAAGGGACCAUUUCGUAAUUUCUGGGAGGAUUUCUUGGGACUUCAGAAGACAACAUAAUACUUUGUCGGAUUGGGGAAGCAACUUUAGAUUCUUACCGGAAUCCAUGAACAUGUCAAUGCUGGCCGUGGAAGGAAGCUCAUGGAACAAUGAUUAUGCUGUUCCAUAUCCAACCUCGUUUCAUCCAUUGAAAGAAAGUGAAAUUGUUGAGUGGCAGAGGAAGAUCAGGAACAGAGAGAGGCCUCACUUGUUCACCUUCACCGGCGCCCCUAGGCCUGAAAUCGAGGAUUCCAUUAGAGGAAAAGUGAUACAACAUUGUAGAAGCUCGCGUGCUUGCAAAUUCAUUGAUUGCAGCUAUGGUAAAGAAAAAUGUGAGGAUCCUGUUAAUGUUAUAAUGGAGUUUGGGGAUUCAGUGUUCUGUUUACAGCCUCCGGGAGAUUCUUACACAAGAAGGUCGAUUUUCGAUUCAAUGGUGGCUGGUUGUGUUCCGGUUUUCUUCCACCCUGGCACGGCUUAUUCGCAGUACCGAUGGAAUUUACCGCAGAAUCGAACCAAGUAUUCAGUUUAUAUACCUGUGAGGGAUGUAAAAGAAUGGAAUGAGAAAAAUAUUAGUGUGGAGAAGGUGUUAAUGGCGAUUCCAGAGGAUGAGGUAGUUGCAUUGAGAGAGGAGGUUAUUAAACUGAUUCCAAGUAUAAUAUAUGCAGAUCCAAGGUCUAACAUUGAAGAUGCAUUUGAUUUGGCAGUUAAAGGGAUUCUUGAAAGGAUAGAGAGAGUGAGGGAAGCAAUUAGGAAUGGGAGAGAUCCUAGCAUUGGUUUUGCUGAUGAAGAUCAUUACAAGUACACAUUUUCUGAUCAUAAUCAUAGCUAAAGUACUUACUGAAUCUGUUUUAUAAUAUUCUUCAUGAUUAUAUAUAGAGCCUAAUUUUGAUACGUGGAUAAUGUAAAGCGUU